Messenger RNA from Aplysia californica (California sea hare), 1993 nucleotides. Its product is annotated as hydrolethalus syndrome protein 1 homolog. Lineage: Eukaryota; Metazoa; Mollusca; Gastropoda; Aplysiida; Aplysiidae. The record is from RefSeq and is a predicted model, not a curated record. The transcript has 12 exons. Gene Ontology annotation, cellular component: centriole; non-motile cilium. The coding region runs from base 162 to 1238 and encodes 358 amino acids. Gene Ontology annotation, biological process: cilium assembly.
GAGGUUGUCGUUAGGUUGUUUACAACAUGGCUGGUUCUCAAGUGAAUUCGAAUUACUUGUACAAGACCUUUCAAUGAUCUGACUACGCUUUUAAUGUGGAACGAAGCUGCGCGUGAAAGUCUGCCACUAGCUUACUGAUAUUGAACAGCAUUAGUGUGAAGAUGGAGUUCACUGAUGAUGAGAUCCGAGAAGAGCUGGCUCGAUUAGGAUAUCAAAAUGUUCCUUCAGACAAACUGAUUGAGUUUAAGAAAGAUCUCUUGAAAUUAAUUCAUACAGAGAGGAGUAAAAAUACCUCUUUGAAUAGCAGUACUGAGGAACAGAGACAGUCAAGAUCACCAGUUGUCAAAGAAAACUCAGAAUUUGUGACUGGAAACUUCACCAAUCACGGGAGUCAGUGGAUUGAAAAGGAUGACAAAGAUGAUUGGUGCUAUAAAGGAGAUGGUGUAACAGGCACUUUAGAAUUUAGAGAAGAUUGGCAGUAUCGAGGAGGAGAUAAAACCACAACUUCUAAAAAAUAUGAUUAUUCAGGAGUGGAUCACCAUGACAGAGCGUGUAAAAGUGCAACUGCCACAAGGUCAGCAUCUGAGAUGCGCAGAAACGGUGUUCCUGGAUCUUAUGCCAAUUAUGAAUUGCCCUUGGAUGUGGAAAACGGAAAAAACAAUGAUAACCAAAGUAACAGCAUGAGGGAUGGAUUUGAGGAUGACAGUGGUUCCAAGAUGAUUAAAAGGAAAACAUGCAGAAAGAUGGAGGAUGGUUGCAGGAGAAUUGAUGAAUCUUUUUGUGAUAGCGAAACAGAUGGCAUCUUUGAGAUUUAUGAAAGAAUCAAAAGCAUGGCCAUGAGGGACUGCGAGUGUGGUAAAUCUCGGCCAACAACGGCAGAUGUAGAGCCCCCAUACCGUCUUAAAGGGAAGAAAAAUGCAUACCCAUCAUUUAUAAGAAAGAUGGAACCGCCUCACACCAGAAAUUUGGUGCGUCAAAAGCCAUUUGAUAGGCUGCGAAUGUACCAGAAACUGUGGAAGGCACAACCCGCAGCCGGGGAGGCACACCGGUUUGAGCUACACAAAGCUGUGCACGCCAAGUUGCUGGAGAAGGAUGAGAUCAAGGUGGACCACAAAGUGUAUGUGCCCAACAGAUAUGUUGUUCCCACGGAAAAACCUCGAAAUGCCCUGAGAUGGAAAGUACGACAGUGCCUAGAACGAUAUGAAAUGCCUCCUCAUGGAUUCUAUCACGAGACUUGAGAACAACAUUAGCUGCAAACAAUCUAUCUAGAUGGGAGGUUUUUAUCUUCUUUUAAUUAGCUGUAUUUUUCACUAUCGUUGACAUGAUUUGAACUAAAUAAAUUAUAUGUACAUAUUCCAUCGCAUGAUUUGCUCAUCUAAAUGAAGAUUUUGGUGCAUUUAUCAUUAUCCGUAUGAAUUUAUUCGCACUUCUUUUUAUCAAGCAGUUUUUCCUAGUACAGUGGUUAUGUAGAAGUAAUUACAAGCAUGUAUAGCAAGAGUCCUGUCUGGAGAUCACACUGCUACAAUAUAAACUGUUCUGGUAUUUCCUGUGAGACAUAAUUAUCAGUAUUAGAUGCACUGCAUUAACAUAGAUUUAAUUAUGGCUGUAGGUUGUGGUCAAGUUGCUUUGAAUAGGACUAGCUUGUAACAUAAAAAACAGAAAUGGCAUAAAUUUUAAACCAUCUUAUCCCUCUGCAGUUUGCAUGAGAAGAAUAAUUUGGAAAAUUUUGCAAUCACAUUAGUUAUGUUAGAAAAAAGAUCUUAAAAUUUUGGUUAGUUUUUUUUAAACAGUUAUAGAACAGAAAUUUUUUAAGCGAUGAUUUUGUCAUUUCUUGAUAUUUUUUACUGGCAACCUCCUCAGGAUCUUUAGUGCAUUGUAUGUGGCAACUAAUCUCACAUUUAUUUAUGUCUGUCCAUCUCAGAGGAUAUCAAUGUAUUUAUUGCUGUAAACAAAACUGAAGACCUACACAUUAAAAAAGAUUUGCAUACUUAAA